AUGGUCACCCGAAAAACACACCCAUUAUUCAAAAUUGUCAACGACGCACUCAUCGACCUUCCCGCCCCCUCUAAUAUCUCCGCAUGAUGAAACUUUGGCUCUCUACUAUUAUUAUGUCUUGGAGUACAAAUCCUCACAGGUCUAUUCCUAGCCAUACACUACACUUCUGAUAUCUCAACCGCAUUCUCAUCAGUAGUACACAUCUGCCGAGACGUCAACUACGGAUGAAUUAUCCGAAACCUUCACGCCAACGGAGCAUCCUUCUUCUUCAUCUGCAUCUACCUUCACAUUGGCCGCGGUCUUUACUACGGCUCAUACCUAUACAAAGAAACAUGAAACAUUGGCGUUGUACUACUCCUUUUAGUAAUAAUAACAGCCUUUGUAGGAUACGUACUACCAUGAGGACAAAUAUCCUUCUGAGGUGCCACAGUAAUCACAAACCUCUUAUCAGCCGUACCUUACAUAGGAGAUGCCCUAGUCCAAUGAAUCUGAGGAGGUUUCUCCGUAGACAAUGCAACACUUACACGAUUUUUCGCAUUCCACUUCCUCCUACCAUUCACAAUCAUCGCAGCUACAAUUCUACACGCUCUAUUCCUACACGAAACAGGAUCAAACAACCCAAUUGGACUAAACUCCGACGCAGACAAAAUCUCAUUCCACCCAUAUUUCUCCUACAAAGACCUACUAGGCUUUAUCAUUCUAUUAACAGCCCUAGCAUCUCUAAGCCUAUUCUCCCCAAACCUUCUAGGCGACCCAGAAAACUUCACCCCCGCUAAUCCCUUAGUAACUCCACCUCACAUUAAACCAGAGUGAUACUUCCUAUUCGCAUACGCCAUCCUCCGAUCCAUCCCAAACAAACUAGGCGGCGUAUUAGCACUAUUAUUCUCCAUCCUAGUACUAAUAGUAGUACCACUACUACACCUCUCAAAACAACAAGGCCUAACCUUCCGACCUUUAUCCCAAAUCUUAUUCUGAACCCUAGUAGCAGAUGUAAUAAUCUUAACAUGAAUCGGCGGCAUACCAGUAGAGCACCCCUUCAUCAUUAUCGGACAAAUUGCCUCCAUCCUCUACUUCUCCCUAUUCCUCAUCCUAAACCCACUAGCAGCCUGACUAGAAAAUAAACUACUCAACCUAAAUU
Molecule: messenger RNA, 1138 nt
Organism: Clarias gariepinus (North African catfish)
Lineage: Eukaryota; Metazoa; Chordata; Actinopteri; Siluriformes; Clariidae
Source: the annotation of a RefSeq genome assembly